UCGUCGGGGAAUAUGAACGCUUUAUAAAAUGUUGUGCGAGCUGCUAAAACUUUCUGCAGUAAUUACUUUAUUAAAGUUUUUUCCGAACCAAAAAAAAGUCAAUAAUUAAUUACGAAUUGUUGUGAAGGGAUAACUGGAAUAUUUCACCAUUGAAUCUCUUCGAGGAUUCAAUCGAACAAUAGAAUGUGACCAACAGUACAACCAGUGCGGCGACGAUUUUGAAUGUAAUUGAAAUGAGAUGUUUGUAAAUAUAAUGUGAUUCAUCUAAAUACAUAAGCAAUAAUUUAAUAAAAUAGAGUGUAAUGAAAACGGAAAAUUAAAACAAAACCAAAAAUUUAAAAAAAAUUAUCAAAGUCAUAAAUGUGCAAUUCUGAAUUAAAUAUGACAUCGUCAACGUCUUUGAUCAAAAAUGAGAAUGAUGUCUCUGAUGGUUCUGCCGAAUCCAAGAAAAAUACGAAAAUACUGCUAUCACCCUGUGCCAGUAUGAAUAGUAACUGCAGCGACGAAGGGAAUGACGAUAUCGGAAAACUAUUUGAACAACGAAGUGUUGCGAUCGAAAAAUGGCUACGAGAAAAAGCCCCGCCGGAAGUUAUAGCAAAGAUCCAUUCAAUUACUGAGAACAAUAAAGCAUAUAAAAGUUUGAAACGUCCGUCCGUUACAUCUGAACUGUUUCAACAAUGGCUGGCCUCGUCACCAAUGUCGAAACCUUGUUCACCGACCGUACGAAGAUGUCCUAGCAUUCGGAAGCAUUUGAAAAAUUUAGAUGAAGGAGAGCUAUUUAUGGAGCUUAUUAGAGACGUGGCCAACGAACUGGAUAUUGAUGUUUUAUGUCACAAGAUUCUUGUAAAUGUCGGUUUGCUGACCAAUGCUGAUCGUGGUUCACUAUUUCUUGCCAAAGGUUUACCGCCCAAUCGAUAUUUACUGGCUAAACUAUUCGAUGUAACUCAAGACACAGCUUUGGACGAUGCAAUUUGUAAGGCUCGAACAGACGAACUAAUUAUAUCGUUCGGUGUUGGUAUUGCUGGUAUGGUAGCUGAAUCUAAGGAAAUGAUCAACAUAAAAGAUGCCUACAAUGAUCCUCGUUUCAAUUGUGAAAUCGAUCUAAAAACCGGAUACAAAACGAAUCUUAUGUUAUCGAUGCCUAUAUGCAACUAUGAGGGAGAUGUCAUUGGAGUUGCCCAAAUCAUUAAUAAAACAGACGACUCAACCGAAUUCACCGAACGAGAUGUGGAAAUAUUCCGAAGAUAUUUAACAUUUUGUGGUAUUGGUAUACAAAACGCUCAGCUAUUCGAGAUGUCAAUUCAAGAGUAUCGACGAAAUCAAAUUUUGUUGAAUUUAGCCCGAAAUAUAUUCGAGGAACAGAAUAAUUUGGAAUGCCUUGUGACGAAAAUUAUGACCGAAGCUACCGAAUUAUUGAAAUGCGAACGGUGUGCCGUCUAUUUGUUAGACCUGGACUGCUGUGAAUCGAGUCAUCUUGAAAAAAUAAUUGAGAAACCAACACAACAUCAUCAUCAACAACUAUCCCGACGACAAAGUCAAAAUGUAAACGUUGAAGACAUACUCGCCCAACAGAAAUCCCCGGCUACAUUUACAAUGCUCUUCGAAAUGGGCCUACACAAUCGAUCGGCAGUAGUGUCUCGACCCACAAUCGCAAGUCUUCAGAAUUCUGCAUUGGCUCAGAUCGCCCAAUAUGUAGCAACCACUGAACAAAUUUUUAACAUAAACAAUGUGUCCGAAUGGCUGAAACAAUACACCGACUUUGAACCGGAUUCGGACAUUGAGGAAACGCCAACGAUUCUCUGCAUGCCCAUCGUGAACGGGCAGAAGAAGGUUAUUGGUGUCGCUCAGUUAAUUAAUAAGGAAAAAGGAAAUGCCUUCACUGACUCAGAUGUUUCAAUGCUAGAAGCAUUUGUGAUUUUCUGUGGCUUAGGUAUCCAUAACACACAAAUGUAUGAAAAUGCAUGCAAAUUAAUGGCUAAGCAGAAAGUGGCACUGGAAUGUCUCUCAUAUCAUGCAACAGCUAGUCAACAGCAGACAAUCAAACUUGUUCAAGACACGAUCCAAUCUGCCGAGGAUUAUUGUCUCUAUACGUUCCAAUUUGUCGAUUUCGAUUUAUCUGACGAUGAUACUUGUCGCGCCACAGUACGAAUGUUUUUGCAAUGCAAUUUAGUACAACAAUUUCACAUUCCUUACGAUGUAUUGUGUCGAUGGAUCCUUAGUGUAAGGAAAAACUACCGUCCAGUCAAAUACCAUAAUUGGCGACAUGCUCUCAAUGUUACCCAAACCAUGUUUGCCAUGAUGAAAACCGGAAAAAUGGAGAGAUUUGUGACUGAUUUGGAAAUUUUAGGUUUAUUGGUGGCAUGUCUGUGCCACGAUUUGGAUCACAGGGGAACGAAUAAUGCAUUUCAAACGAAAACCGAUAGUCCGUUAGCUAUAUUGUAUACAACGUCUACAAUGGAACAUCAUCAUUUCGACCAAUGCAUUAUGAUCUUAAAUUCGGAGGGCAAUAACAUUUUUCAGGCACUUUCUCCUGACGAUUACCGAAGAGUAAUGAAAAUUGUCGAAAGUGCUAUUCUAUCAACUGAUCUAGCGGUAUAUUUCAAAAAGCGGAACAGCUUCCUAGAACUCGUAGAAAAUGGCGAGUUUGAUUGGCAGGGUGAAGACAAAAAAGAAAUUUUAUGUGGAAUGAUGAUGACCGCCUGUGAUGUUAGUGCGAUCGCAAAGCCAUGGGACGUUCAGCACCGUGUCGCCAAAUUGGUCGCUGAUGAAUUUUUCGAUCAAGGAGACCUGGAAAAACUUCAACUGAAUACUCAGCCAAUUGCUAUGAUGGAUAGGGAACGUAAAGAUGAACUUCCCAAAAUGCAAGUUGGAUUUAUCGAUGUGAUAUGUGUUCCACUGUAUCGAAUUCUGUCCGAAACAUUUCCAUGGAUCCGACCACUAUACGAAGGCACUCUAGACAACCGACAGCACUGGCAAGAUUUGGCAGAAAAAGUGGAGAUGGGACUUACAUGGAUCGAUCAUGACACGAUUGAUAAACCAGUAGAGGAGUUUUCAGCCUGUUCGAAUGAAAUCAAAGAUAUCGAAUUUACCGUAACCACAUUUCAUAAUCCGAAUGCCGAACACGAACAGUCUCCGAAACGUCGACAACGGUUCAGUAGUCUACGGAAAACCGGAGCACUGUCCCGGGCCGUUCGAUCACGUCUAUCAAAAUCAUUUUACAAUAAUAAUUACGAGAGUAAGAUUAAAGAAUCGUCGGCUACAAAUAUUGUCGUACCAUCAAUUUCGAUAAACAGUGAUUUGGUAGUGGAUAAGGAGGACGCAACGCAAAGCGUUGCUAAGGUGAAAAAGCACAAAAAACGUUCGAAAUUAUGUUUAUUACUGUGACCAAAAUUUUGCGACUAAGGUUUGAUAAAAUGACUAAUAAUAAUAAUAAUUUUAUGAUACUGAAGAGGUAAAACAAGAUAGAAUGCUAGGAAGGACACGUGCACAGUUUAUGAAAAAUACCUGAAGAAAACGUUCAAAAAAGACACGUCGAUCCGCAAGUUUUUUACAAUUAAACGGCAAAUAAUAUGUAAGUAACGGGGCAACACUCUACAUAUUUUCGAGAUACAGACCGAGUAUACUACUUCUUCUGAUCUCAAUAUUAACAACAACAAGACGGAAAAUAUCUUUGUUGUCUUGCGGCCAGAAAACGACUCAUUACCGUCUCUCUCAAAACUAUUUUUUGCAUUUUCUGGCCGCAACACAAAGUACCUUACUGUCUUACUGGGAAAUUUUUUGUUGAGUUUGACGUAUCUGCUUGUUUUGAUGCCUUUCUAUUAUCACCACACUGGAAAUCCGCCGAAGACAUAACAUCGUCACAAUUUAGAAAAAACAAGUGUUCACAAGACGAAUUCUGGGCGACUUAAGGCCUGUUACAAGCCUCAAAUGAAACCGAAUUUUAGUAGGUUUAGGAGUAGUAGGAGUAAAUGGAUACCACUAAAAAAAAUUAGAAGGUACUUCGGCUAGUAGGAUCAGAGGAAAUGUUGCUCAUCUCAUGUCCGAAAAGUAACAGUAACGUCUUUACCAAAAACAGCUUUCUUGUACAAAAUACAACGCAAAGUAAUGGAAGUACACGCAUUUGAUACAUUUUCUUAUUAAGGGUAGUUAUUCCUCCACUUGGAUAUAGAAAAGCGCACGCAGGCCUCUUAUGUGCCGAUUGUGCUAACUAUUUAAGGUCCAGGAUAUAUUGCGGUUUUACGUGUCUAAUCUGGUCGUACUUAAUAAUAAAUCUACCCAGGUGCCUGUUCGUGACGUAAGCGGGACAGUUACAAAGGAAAUGCUCAGCUGUGUCUAUGCGUUCAUCACAUAGAUCGCAGCUUGGAUCAGUGCGCUUACCGAUGGUCAUCACACCGAUGAAUAUUCUCAGUCUUGUUCUGUUAACAUUCAAUACUAAAUACUGUAAAAUAAUGAUCCCAGGACUUUGCAUUGCAUUUUGCGUAAGGAACAACUCCUUUUGUGCAAGGGAUACUUUUGGUCCACCAAUUUAUGGUAACUCUACCGUGACUCUAAUAGAUGAAGGUUAGCUGGUCCGAUCAAAUACCAUUGCUUAUACCAAAAAACGAAAUCCCUCUCUUGAACAAAAUUCUUCUAAAUCCCAAACUUUAGGAGGCACCGAUUUUCAAGCAUUAAUCAGGGUAGUUUUCACAAACUAAAGUACGCCACUUCAAGGUGAAAGUUAAAAAUGAUUAGCAAAAUAACAUUAAUUGUGGAUAGAUGAUUAAGUUUUAACACUUUACUAUAAUACAGAAAAAACACUCUAAUAAUCGUUGUUAUAAAAAUUAUAAAUGGCCGUAAUGAAUAUUAUAUAUUAAUAGUGUUGAAAGACUCAUUAAAAUUUAAUCGAACAUAAAAGUUUUUAAAAUAAAAAAAGGAAGAAAGAAUCAAAAGACAAAAAAAAAAUAAUGAUUUUGCUUACAAGCUGUAUACUUUAAGAAGGUUGAACAAAUUAUUAUUAUGUAAUUAGAACGAUGAAGAUAUAAAUGCGUAUUUCCAUCGUAAUAUGAUAUUGUUUUUCACACACAAAAUUGACGAAAAGUUGUGUCAUUGUGGUGAGGUAAUAUUUCUUUUAGGAACAUUCGUUUUUUACUUUAGUUUUAUAUUUUUAUAUAAAAUAUGGAAAAUAAUUGUUAGUAGGAUUUGUCCCUCAUUUACCAAUUUACCCCCCCUAAAUUUCGUCCAAAAUGAAAAUGUCUUCAAGAGAAUACCUUCGCGCCUAUCAUCGACCAAUCACAAUUCUACGAUUCGGCACACAGUUAUAAAAUUGAGAUGUCAGUCAAUCCGCUAAACUUUCCUCAGCCCUUUUCA
Messenger RNA from Bradysia coprophila, 5346 nucleotides. RefSeq names its product phosphodiesterase 6 (gene Pde6). NCBI's taxonomy places the organism in Eukaryota, Metazoa, Arthropoda, Insecta, Diptera, Sciaridae. Gene Ontology annotation, molecular function: 3',5'-cyclic-nucleotide phosphodiesterase activity; protein binding. The record is from RefSeq and is a predicted model, not a curated record. Gene Ontology annotation, biological process: signal transduction.